AGUCAUGUAAUGAAUAGUAUCUAUUAAUCCUCUAACCAAAAAAUAAAUAAAAUCCUUCAUGUUUUACAGAAUAUUGUAUGAAGAUAGUUUCAUUUUUUAAAAAGUUGAGGUUAAAAGCUGUUAAAUCAAUAUUUUAGCACCCAUAAACAGUGAAUGAGAGAGACACUUGUUUUAUCUAAUGGAGUCCAGAGUUGCUGUGUUAAUAGAUGUAGAGGUGAAUAUCUUGUGUUGACGUAUCACUUAGCAAAGCAAGACUUCUCAAUACUUAUAGCAGUAUGAUAUCAAAUAUAGAUCUUUCUCUGAUCAGCAGAAGUGAUUUAAUGUAGUUCUGGAAAUGAAGAUGUAUUUUGUAAAAUGCUUUGUUCGUUCUAAAAAAGGAUAAACAGCAGGAGAUGGAUCUAUUUGUUUGAACUAAGUACAAUAAUACUACUGGCUAUAUAUAUUUUUUUAAUUAACCAUGGACAGGUCAAGAAAUCUGAGGUAUAGAUAUCAUUUAUAAUUUAUAAUUUAAAAUUCAAUAAUUUUUAUAACUGUUAUAAGCAAGUUUAUUGUUAAAAAUGAUUCUAUGAUUUGAAUACGGGAAGUGAUGAUACUCUCUAUCUGUAGUCAAUGUUGUCACAUACAGGGUUCUCAUUAUGAAUUACUGUGGUUUCAUCAAUAUUCGUUUAAUACCAAUUUUCGUGGAUUUCAUUGUCAAGUUGAUCCACGAAAUUAAAUGUUUAUUGAAGUUCAAUUUCAACUAACAUUUUGUAUUGAUAGGAUCAAUGGCCACGAAAUUACGUAUCCUUGAAACUGUGGUUUUCAGAAAAUCCACGAAAAUUGAUACCCACGAAAAUUAAUGAAACCACAGUAGUUGUACAGCGGUUUCAUUAUCUUCAGAAGUGUGUUUUGACGUAAAUCACAGUCCCUGUGACUAAUGGACUCAUUGAUUUCUGUAGAUCACCAAUGUUAGAAUACUGUACAGUAGUAGAAAGUGAUUGGUUAGUUAGUAGGCUAUUGACUUUCACUGUGGAAGUUUUCACUCACGGAAUUUAAAGAUUCUGGAGAGGUUUUUUUUCCCCCCAAUUAACAAUGAUAACCCAACAUCAGGCCAAAAUGUGGAUGCUGUCACAAAGACAAAAGUAUGCUUUUGAAUUGAACUCAUUGUCUGAAGAGUGCAGCAAUGAAAUAAAAUACAGAGAUGUACCACGGCAAAGGCUGUAUGGAUGUUCAUUUGAUUACAGUGAAGAAGAUGAACUGGAUUCUAUUUGGCAGAACAAAUUUGGAUUAGACAUGUCCAGUUCAAGUAGUGCAGGAACUGGCCCACCCUCUCUGUCUAGUGGCUACACAGUGAAUUCAGGAAGACAGACUCCAGAGCAACCUCUGUCUGAGUCCAGAACCACGUCUGUCUCUAGUAUACGCAGCGAGUUAUCUGAGCUAACUACAAGCCCAGCAGCCUCUCCCCAGAUCAGGCUUCAUAACCCUUUUCUGGAAAAACUACUGGUGGAUUCAGCUACCUUACAGGGCAUGAAUUUGAUGACUGCAGAUCAAGACCGUCAUUGGAAAAGACAGGUAGAGAUGAACAAAAACUACAAUAAAAAGUCUUCAAAACUUCGGGAUCUGGUUUUACCUGAGGAAGAACAGGAGCAGUAUCCAUUUGCCAAACACACUUUUAACAAGAAGCCAGAAAUCAUUAGCAGUAGUUCAGAGAUUUCUAGUGGUUCCAGGGAUUCAAGUCUUAGCCCACUUGAUUCUCUGAAUUUUACUAGGAAUAAUGAUUAUCUGAGACAUGGAUCCACAGCUAGCUCACAGUUGAGUGAGGAUUUUUCAAGCACUGAGACUGGUACAGGUACCAGCAGUUGUUCCUUUAACACAAGCUUUUCUUCCAGACAGUCCACUGCAAGUAACUAUCCUCCAUCCCCAGAUGUAUGUCACACAAGCCCUGCGUUUCCACAAUCAUUUCAACCAUACAAUAUGCCAAAUCCUAGAAUGUUUUCCCAAUAUUCUUUUAAUGAACCAGACCAGAUUUUGUAUAAUCUUGGAUUUGGGAACAGACCAGAAACAUAUCUUCCUGAGAGAUUUGCUCAAGAUUGGUACAAAAAAAUUCAGCAGACAAAUAUUAACCAAGCCCAGCAACAAACAGAGAGACCUUUUAUGGAACCCCACAUUUACGAAUGUAUGGGAGUGUCAUCACCUAAACAGGCAGUCCCACAGUUUAAAAGUCAGCAUGAUAGUCAGAGUACUGCUGCAAAAGCUAAAAGGGAGCACAGGAAAAUGCAGCAAUUUUCUGUGCAGGCAAAAGAAAAUUCAAGUACAAAAAUAUCUGGUGAACAGUUAAGUGUGAGUAAAUUGUUUGACCUUUUAAAAAGGGAAAACCAGCACUUUUUUAAAGAAUACAACUCCUUUAGUACAAAAGAUUUGAGAAGAAAACAGUUUGCCAGUCAUCGUCAAAAGUCAUUACCAACUUAUUUGGAGACUUUAAAUGAAGAAGAUGAAGGUCGUACCAAAUGUGGCCUUAAAAAGUCAAGCAAAAUGGAAAGAGUUUUAGAAACCGAAAGCAGUUCUUCUGAAGAAAAGUCUUAUAAUGUAUCAAUGGAAAUCAAUUCCGAUGUGAGUGAUUCAGGGAGCAGCAACCUGGAACUUCAGGAGAACAAUAUGAAUGACCAGUUGCAGAAGAAACAUAUUGUACCAAGCAUUUUAAUCUGUCAGAGUCCAGUGAGAGACACUUUUGAAUCCAAAGACAGUUUAGAAGUAGCUAAUAUUCUGUCAACAAGUGAAGAGGACAAAAACAUGAGACAGAACAGUUAUAGGACAGAAGUUCAUCUAGAACCAGCCAUGCUCUCAAUGGUGCUACAGGAUGCUGAAAGUACCAGGUCCAACCAACUGUUAACAGUUAUGAGACCCAAUGGAAAUGGAGAGUAUUCAGACGACAGACUUCAUCCGACCUCACCAUCUUCAGCCUCUUCUAUCUCACCUUGUCCUCUCUCUCCAGUAACCGUCAUUGAAGUGAAUUUAGACAAUCAGAAUGACAGUAUUGACACAGAGGAAGGAGUUAACUCGAAUCACAGCAGGGACAACUCAUUGGACAAAGAGAGUAGCUCAGGGGACAACCAACCAACAUUGUCACUUACAGCUGGGAAGCAACAGAAAGGAAAAUUAGCAGGAGCAGUUUCUUCAUUAGCAAAUUACUCAAACUCUCCUGUCACAAAUGAACUGAAUUCAGUAAAGUCUGUGUUACCCUCUUCACAUGAGUCCUCUAUGCAACCCUCUUCUAAAAUGUGUGAGGCUUUCGUUCAAACAGAGGACAAAAGCUUAUCACCCUUGCUCAGUUUAAAAGACUUGGAUGGUCUACUGAAACAAAUCACCAAUGGUGAAAAUGAAUACUUCUAUGUUGCAGAAGACAAAGAAAUUCAAUGUGAUUUGAUCAAAGACAGACAAUACACAGAUACCUUAACUGAAAGCAAUGAAGACACCUUGGAACUGUCUUCUGUUGCUCAAACUGACAGAAUCUUGGAUGAUUCUGGAUCUAUCACAGGGAGCUUUUUUGAGAUGCCUAACAUUGACAGCAUUCCAGACACCAGCUGUGUGAGUGUUGAGGUUCAGACAGACCAAGAUUAUGGCUGUUCUUGUGGCAGAAACAUAAAUAAGGGAGGGAAAAACAACUCCAAUUGCAAGUCAUUCUUGGGACUGUCUGAGGGGUCCUACAAUGUUAAAAAUGAAGCUAACUUCUCCAGGAUUUUUUCAGCAAGUUUCUGUGAUAGUAUUUCAGAUGAUGAGAUGAACAAAAGAGGUCAGGGCAGUUUUCUAUCUCCAGAAAGUUGUAAUUAUAGUCCAUUAGAAGUCACUCUUGAUCGACUAGAAAGUAAAGCUCAGCACUGGAAAGCUAUGAUUUCUCAUAACCUUUAAUUGAAAAGACCAUCAUGGAUUUUAUUGAAAUGGUUUCUGUAAAAUGAUUUGCUGUAGGUGGAUAUAUACAGUUACAAUAGAGAAAUCAUUCUUAUUACAGAACAUAUUAGAUUACAAACACUUCCUGAAAAGACCAAUGACAUUAUUUUCAUAUAAAUAUUUUUUCCUUAUUUGGCUGACGUAAUGGAAGGCAUGUGUUGUUCUUUGGUCAGCAAUCAUUAUGAGUACAAAUAUCCAGUGGUUAGCCUUCAGUUGAUAGAACCUGUCCACAGUGAAGUCUUAAUAGUCCUAAGUAAUGAACUGGUUCUUUAGGACCCUGGUAACCAGAUUUGGAAGAAAACCUCAGUGGGAACAGCUCCUUAAUCUGUUGUUAGCCUGGGAGAGCUGUGAUUGAUCCCUCUACUUUUAUCUUAAUGUGCUGGACAGAUCUGUGUUUUUCAUCGUUGUUAGUUGAUACCUGUGAAAUGUCCACAUGGCAUAUAAACUUUAUUUGAUUUGUCAACAUUUUAAAUUUUCAAACUGAACUGUUUCUGUCUAAUUUUUUUUUUAGUCUUAGUAUAGUUAGUUGAAGAUUGAUGUAAAGUCUGCAUGAGAAUAAAAUUAGUUAUUCAGGUCUAAUCAGGAGUAUACAAAGUUUUAUCAUGCGGGUGUACAUUUAUUUCAUUGGACCUGAGGUCAAAGGGUGGACAAAAUACAAUCAAGGGCAUGCCCUGUACACCAAAGUUAGACCUGGGAAACUAGUAUUUCUUGUGUUACAUGUACCUACAUUAUUGGUAGGAAUGAGUUUUACAGCCUAAAUGUUUGGUGAUAUUAUGUUUAAAAGAGUUGUAUAAAUGCUUGGAACUGAGGAUAUCAGAUAUCACUCAGUAGUGGCGAUAAAUUUAUUUCUGUCAGUGCAUGUAUUAUAUGUCAGCAUUUAGUCAACAUAUUUCAGGAAUAUUUAAGACUGGAUCUUAUAUAAGAGACAUAUUUGAUAUGUUUAUGUGUGUAUUAAAUUUUUGUUAUAUAUAUAUCUCACUUCUGUCUUUGUUGCCCUGUGAUUUUUUUAAAUGAUAUUUUUUACGUUUUUAUAAAGAAAGAUUUAGGAAAUUAUAUCCUUAUACGUCACAAUGAAAAUCACAAUAUGUAUGAACUUUAUUAAACAUGAUUGCCUGUUUUUCUGAUUUUUGGAAUGUCAUGACAAGUACAUUUGUGUGAAAAAUAAAUUUUUCAGAAUGUAUGUUUGGUUUCAUAUAUACUAAUUUAGACAGUUUUCCCCCUCAUAUAUAUGUAUAGCAAUGUUUUUCUCCCAUUUAUUCUACUUUUGCUAGUUUAUUAUUACCAGAGUUUUAUAGAUUUUAAUUGAAAGGGGUCUGAGUGGGGCUCACAGGCUUGCAUCAAAUGUCAGCAAUUUAUUCCUGUGUAUAUUAUGGUACAAAAUUGUAACACAGAAAUAGAUACCUCAUUUUUUUUGUUAUUAACAAUCUUUCUACAGAAUAUAGGUAAUACAGGUAAUUGUUUCUUAUUUUAUCGUGGCUAUUGUGUAUUUUUAUCCUGUAAUGAACGCUGGUUUAGUUCUUAGUGUUAGUAUUUCUAUCAUAUAUCCCUUUGAUGACGCGGCACAAGUUAGAAUGAUAAAUUACUUUGUAAUUAAACAGUUAUUAGACUAAUUAACAUUAAACAUGGAAGAAAAUAAUUUUUCAAAACUAGAUUGUGAUCAUUGAGACAAAGAAUUAGAGAUCUGAGGAUUCUUGCAGUGUGCUAUCAGUUCUCAUGGCUGAACAGUGUCGAAUAGUAACCAUGAUGAAAAAACA
Magallana angulata is the source of this 5678-nucleotide messenger RNA. RefSeq lists its product as uncharacterized. The record is from RefSeq and is a predicted model, not a curated record. NCBI's taxonomy places the organism in Eukaryota, Metazoa, Mollusca, Bivalvia, Ostreida, Ostreidae. The coding region runs from base 1072 to 3885 and encodes 937 amino acids. The transcript has 2 exons.